Molecule: messenger RNA, 7741 nt
Organism: Chelonus insularis
Lineage: Eukaryota; Metazoa; Arthropoda; Insecta; Hymenoptera; Braconidae
Gene: ctrip
Product: E3 ubiquitin-protein ligase ctrip
Exons: 11
Coding region: 421-6588 (2055 amino acids)
Biological process (GO): proteasome-mediated ubiquitin-dependent protein catabolic process; DNA damage response; protein polyubiquitination
Cellular component (GO): nuclear speck
Molecular function (GO): ubiquitin protein ligase activity; zinc ion binding
Source: RefSeq, a predicted model, not a curated record
CGGCUCCAUUACGGAAGUUUGAAGGUUCACUGAAAAAACUGGCAGAAAAGUCAGAACUGAAUAGAAGAUUGGAUAAUUCUGGUUUGUCAAAGUGUUGAAAGAUUUUAAGUAAAGAAAAAAAAAUCAUUCUAAACCUGAUGGCAAUCAAGAAAAAUUUCUCCAUUUGACAGUUCGUCUAUAUAUCCACGUGUACUUUUGUGUCUCGUGUUGCGUAAUUAAGAGUUCUACUGCAAGGAACUCCCUUUUUCGUUAGAUACAAAUCAGCAGCCAAUAAGAAGUCGUCUGUAAUUUCCACCAAUCGGUUGUCGUACUUGAAGGCCGAGACUGAACAAAAGGACCUGCAUCAAACAGCUGUUAGAAUAUCAACGUUGUCAUAUCUAUCAUCUCAUAAACAGAAUAGUGGCAUGCGUCGAUUAAUCUAUGGCAGAUCAACAAGAUCAGUCGUCACUCGGGGGGUCUGUAGAGAAGGCUAGUGCUUCAGCAGACGCCUCUAAAUUAAGGGGGAAAAAUAGUAGCACUACUGGAUAUAGAAAGCGACAGGGAGCUGGAACUGUUGUUGCAACACUCGCUGAAAAACGUCGCAAACAGACUGAUUCACAACCCUCUCAAACUUGUGGUAUCCCCGUUCACCGGCGCUCAAUCGAUUCAUCUAAAGGAGAAAGUAAAGCAAAGGGAGAACGUAAAAAUCAUGGAGGUGGUGUAGGAUCGCUUGCUGAUACUGAUUGGAAGCAACUGAAAGCACAAAAUUCUUCUAACAAUAUCAGUAGUAGUAACUCUGGAAGAAAAACUGCUGCAAAAAGCACUUUACCUGAACUUAAUUCUGCACCUAUUGAUUGUGUAGCUUCUCGAACUCGUUCUCGUGCUCCACAGAAUCCAACUGUUCAAAGCACUAGUAAUUUCGAAGUAUCAUUGGCCAAUAUAUAUAAUAUUUAUAACAGCAAAAAAUCAUCGGCUAGUCAAGUUAAUAUAACGCCGUCAUCCAGUAAUUCUUUAACUAGUUAUCCUUCUACAUCUCGAGGACGAGUAAAAAGCUAUUUUUUGGAAAUGUUAGGUUCCAAAAUACAAAGUGGUGGCGGAAAUUACAUAAACGGUGGAACGGGUAGUCAAGUUCUGGGUGUGAAGUCCAGCAUCAGAGUGGGUAACGCAGCUAGUAACUCUGUGGAGAGUGGAGGGGGUGCGUUGGCACAUGACGGGGCAGGCACAAGUGGCGUUACAACGACGUCCACUGGAAACCCCCCAGUGUCUGCCUCCGCGAGUGCCAACUCUACGCACCAUCAUCCAACGCAUAAACAUCUGUUACGAUCACGAGUAAAGUUGUCUAGUGAUCAACCAAAGGAGCUUACAACGAGUGGCAAAUCUCUUGGGAAACAUCAUAAAAAAGAUACAACGACGGGAUCUUGUUCGAGUUCUCGACAUCGCUCGCUGUCACGAGCACGCAAAUCAGCAGGAGGAGAAACAAGUACUUCUGCUAGUACUGGAUUGGUUAUGUCGACAAGUGAUUCACUAACCAAUACCACUACACCUACAUCUGCAUCAGCAUCAGUAACGCCGGGAGGUCCUCUUACUUCUUCAGUUGGUGAAGAAGAAUCUACUGCCAGUGCAACGUCAGCUGCUCCUAGUGGAGGUCCAUCUGGAAUGUCUGGUACAACUGGUGACAGCGAAAGCGAUGACGGAGAAGUUGGCCGGCUUCAAGCUCUUCUUGAAGCACGGGGUCUUCCUCCUCACGUUUUUGGAGCUUUAGGACCAAGAAUGCAACAUUUGCUCAAUCGUAGUAUGGGAGCUAGCUCAGCUGCAAAAGCACAACAGCUUCUAGCAGGUUUACAAGCCGUAAAUGAUGAAGGAGAACAGCUGCAAGCAGUUAUAGGAAUGGGAGAAAUUCUCGUUAUGGGAAAUGAAGACACUCUUACUGGUUUCCCAGUUAAACAAGUUGUUGCAGCAUUAAUAAAUCUCUUAGGAAUCGAGCACAAUUUCGUCAUCAUGACCCACGCGUGCCGAGCACUCACAUAUAUGAUGGAAGCAUUACCUAGAUCAUCAACGGUUGUAGUAGAUGCAGUUCCAGUUUUUCUCCAGAAAUUAGAAUCUAUUGAAUGCAUGGAUGUUGCAGAACAAUGUCUAACAGCUCUUGCUAUGUUAUCACGAAGACAUAGUAAGACAAUCCUUCAUGCUGGUGGUGUAAGUGCUUGUUUAAAAUUCGUCGAUUUCUUCAACAUCACAGCUCAACGUGCUGCAUUAACAAUUACCGCCAAUUGCUGUCAAAAUCUUCAUCCAGACGAUUUCCACUUAGUUUCUGACAGCUUGACAUUGUUAACAAGUAGACUUGCAAAUCAAGAUAAAAAAAGUGUCGAAUGUGUUUGCCAAGCAUUCAGUCGUUUAGUUGAUAGUUUUCAACACGAUCCUGUGAUGUUGCAUAAAAUCAUUACUCCUGAGUUAUUGCAAAAUCUUCAGCAAUUGUUAAUGAUUACACCUCCAGUUAAUAGUAUUAAUAAUUUCAUCACUGUUUUACGAAUGCUCUCUGUGAUAUCAAAUCGGUGUCCCGAUUUAGCCCAACUGCUGCUUCAACAAAAUAUAGCUUACACAUUAAGCUAUUUACUGACUGGUUCUCUUGAAGUAAAAACGGAAGAUGUCGAAUUGGUACCACGAUCUCCUCAAGAAUGGUUUGAAAUAACAUGUCUCAUCGAAGAGUUGAUGCCUCCAUUGCCUACAGAUGGAAUAUUUAGUGUAAAUAGUCUACUUGAACGAACGAAUAAUCAACAAGAAACUGUUCAUUGGGAAUGGCGUGAUGAAAGACAUUGUUGUCAUCCAUUUAGCACCAUUGAUUCACGAAUCAUUGAAAUGGCGUUUCAAAAUGGCGAAGAUGAGAUUUGUCUUUCUACUUUAGGUCGCACUUAUACGAUCGAUCUUACAACAAUGAAACAAAUAAAUGAAGACAUCGGUAUGGCUCGAAGUAUAUUCCGUCGAGUGAUGACGGAUCACUCUGAGAAUAAGAGUCCUACUUGUUCAUCGAAUAUGGAUGUUGUUCCACCAGUGAUUGAAACAAAUGAAUGGCUGGUAUCUUUCAUUAGAACAUUAUUUUCUGUUCUCUAUGAAGUGUAUAGUAGCUCUGCAGGGCCUGCUGUAAAAUGUAAAUGCUUACGUGCACUAUUACGUAUGGUAUAUUAUGCAUCUACUGAUCUUCUCAAGGACGUGCUAAAAAAUCAAGUUGUAUCAUCCCACAUAGCUGGGAUGUUGGCGUCUCAAGACCUUAGAAUAGUAAUAGGGGCAUUACAAAUGGCUAGUAUUUUAAUGAAAAGGUUGCCUCAAGUGUUUGGAGUACAUUUCCAUAGAGAAGGAGUAUUACAUCAAAUUCGACAAUUGGCCGAUCCUGAGGUCCCUCUUGGCGUCUCACCACCCAAGUGCUCUUCUGGUACAUCAUUACCUAGUCCACAACCGGGUCCAUCCAAUACACCACUCUCUUCAGCUAUGACAUUGUCUUCUAGUAGUGCAAUGACCCCUGUUGCUUCCCCAACCACUAAUGGAAACAUUCUAUUUGGCUCACUAGCGACAAGCCAACUAAAGCCAAAUCUUGCAACAACAAUGGAAACUCGUAGCAAAAGUGAUCUGAGUACAAAUAUUCAAGAAGCAACUACACCACAAAGUGCUCAUCUAAGAAUUGGAGAUGUACUAAAGAGAAAACGGCAGAGUAAGAAAGGAAGACUCGCACGUUUGGGCAAUACUACACCUCAGCAAAAUCAACAACCUGAGUCAUUGUUCACUGGAUUUACUCCAAAGAAUAAUAGAUUUCUGGGUAAUUUAAAUCCAGCUCGAUGGGGUAGAAAGUCUUCAACUUCAAGUGGCUCAGGUGAAAAAAGGGAUUCUACUUCAUCAUCUAGCCUUACAAAACCACCAAGUAAUCCAAGUUUAACUGGUGGAAAUCGUGAUAAAGCCAAGGCAUGGGUACGUGAACAAGCUUCACAAUUUUUAUCGAGGUAUCAAGAUGAUGCUCCAUGUACUCAUCCAGCUCUCACAGUGUUAUCACGUCUUACCGCAGCAAUUCAACGGCUACAAUCAAAUGAGUUAGAUGAAAUGUUAUCAGCAUUAACAGAACUACGUGAUAUAGUGCUUGAAAGUGACAUUUCACCGUUUGAAAUGAAUUAUAGUGGUCUAAUUAAAGCUCUUUUAAAUUAUUUAACUACAACUGAUGCACCGGGUAAUCGUUAUGAUAGAUUACGAAUGUUUUGGAAGUUAUUCGCGGAAUCUACAAUGCAACAGGACGGAAAUAUUGUUGAUUUAAAUCCUGGAGCUUUUGGAGCUCUUGUUAGUAAACUCAAUAGUUGUGUUGCGCAAUUGGAACAAUUCCCAGUCAAAGUUCAUGAUUUACCAGCAGGUUCUGGUGCAGGACGUGGCGGAACAAGUGCUUUGAAAUUUUUCAAUACGCACCAAUUAAAAUGCAACCUUCAACGACAUCCUGAUUGUAAUAAUUUGAAACAGUGGAAAGGUGGUACAGUGAAAAUUGAUCCACUCGCAUUAGUUCAGGCUAUUGAACGUUAUUUGAUGGUUCGAGGUUAUGGAAGAAUUCGUGAUGCUGAGUCUAUGGUUAGUGAUGAUGAAAAUAGUGAAGAUGACAUCGAUGAUACUUUAGCAGCGGUUGUUAUAAGUCAAGGAUCUAAACACAAAUUACAAUUUUUAAUUGGAGAUGAAAUAUUACCAUUUAAUAUGACAGUUUAUCAAGCAGUGAGACAAUUUAGUUGCCCAGGAAUGGAUCAUUCCGAGGCUGAGACUGAUAGUGAGCCACCUCUUGGUCAUGAUGCCGUAUGGGUUCAAACUCACACAAUUUAUUAUCGACCAGUGCCUGAGGAAGACGCGUCGGUAUCACCCAAACCAGGUUCUAGCUCUCAAGGUAGUUCAAGUAGAAAAGGCAAAGGUAAAAGUACAAAAAUAAGUUCCAAGAGGAAAGAAGAUAGCCUUUGGCUAGAAGGAGCAGUUCCACCACCCAAGUGCCCUCUUGCUCCAUAUCUUUCAGCAGUUUUGCCAUCAGUGACAAUUUCUGAUGCAUCAUUGGAUGGUUUAUGUUUAUUACGACUACUUCAUUCUUUAAAUCGCCACUGGGGUAUUUUGUUCCCUCAUAUAAAAAGUACAGCUUUAUUGUCUCCACAAGAUUUUAUCAAUAAUAAAAUUGCUGCCAAAGCUAAUAGACAAUUACAAGAUCCUUUGGUUAUCAUGACUGGUAAUUUACCAUCUUGGUUGCAACAAAUCGCAACAGUUUGUCCAUUUUUGUUUCCGUUUGAAACAAGGCAACUACUUUUAUACGCAACUUCAUUCGAUCGUGAUCGUGCUUUACAACGACUCCUCGAUUCAGCACCGGAAUUAUCUGGCUCAGAUAGCCAAGAACGUGUUACACCACGUUUAGAAAGAAGAAAACGGACUAUCUCUCGAACAGAUAUUCUUAAACAAGCAGAACAAGUUAUCCAAGAUUUAGCGUCUAGUAAAGCUCUACUUGAAGUGCAAUAUAUUAACGAAGUUGGUACUGGACUGGGUCCAACACUUGAAUUUUACGCUCUAGUUUCUCGUGAACUACAACGGGCAGAUCUGGAACUCUGGCACGGUAGUUCAAGCCCUGAUGAAUCUGGUUAUGUAAAUACUUUGAAAGGACUCUUUACUAAACCAACACCGUGGAAUACUAAGGUUCCACAUCUUGCAAAGCUUAAAGCUAAAUUUAAAUUCUUGGGAAAGUUUAUGGCUAAGGCUAUUUAUGAUUCAAGAAUGAUUGACUUACCAUUCAGCUUAACAUUCUAUCGAUGGUUAUUAGGAGAAGAACAGACUCUUACAUUGGCUGAUAUUGCUCACAUUUGUCCGGAUCUUUAUCGUACACUGAGUAAGCUUCAAGAUGUUGUUAGAAGAAGAGAGGCCAUUGAACGAGAUCAAACUUUACGAACUCAUGAAAGAGCACAACUUAUUGAAUCUCUUGAUUUAGAUAAUUGUCCUAUUAAUGAUCUCGGAUUAGUCUUUGUUUUACCGGGAUAUGAGAAUAUUGAACUCAGGAAAGGAGGAAGUGAAAUAGCUGUGACUAUUCACAAUUUGGACCAAUAUAUUAAGCUUGUGGUCCAUUGGUUCCUCUAUGAGGGGGUAUUUAGACAAAUGGAAGCAUUUCGAGAAGGUUUCGAGUCAGUGUUUCCUACAAAUCAACUGAGAUUAUUCUUCCCUGAAGAAUUAGAAGCAGUAUUUUGUGGUCAUGGACAAAGUGGUGGAAAGUGGGAUGUCAAAACUCUUAUGGAGUGUUGUAGAACUGAUCAUGGUUAUACACCAGAUUCUCGUGCAAUUCGAUUUUUGUUUGAAGUUAUGGCGGGAUAUAAUAGUGAAGAACAAAGACAAUUUAUUCAGUUUGUUACGGGAUCUCCACGUUUGCCUGUUGGUGGCUUCAAGAGUUUAAGCCCACCAUUAACAAUAGUACGUAAAACUUUUGAUCCUUCAAUGAAGACAGAUGAUUUUCUACCAUCUGUGAUGACAUGUGUCAACUAUCUUAAACUGCCGGACUAUACUACUUUAGAAAUAAUGCGAGAAAAGCUACGAAUAGCUGCGCAAGAAGGCCAACAUUCGUUCCAUCUGUCCUAGAAAUGGAUUCCAAAAAUCCCUCCUGUUAGGAUAGGGACCAUAUGCAGAUAUCUUGGAAGAUAAUAUAUAUUAAAAAUAAUUUUCAACAUCGUUGCCAACAUUAUGAUCAUCAUGGUAAAAUUAUUAAGAAUUUUGCAACAAAGAAAUUGUUUUUGUUGCAUUUUUAAUAUGUAUUAUUAUUUAUUUUCCAAGAUUAUCUAUUUGUAAUAAUAUAGUAAAAAGCAUAAUGAAUAAUUUUUUUUUGAAUUCAUUUGAUUUCAUAUAGAAUUCUCGUCAUUUUGACUUGUCUUGAUGCGGUUUUUAAUAAAAUGUAAAUUUGUGUUUGGUCUAAGACCUAAGUGUUGUAAUUAAUUUUAGAUAAUUUAAGUUAAUUUGAUAGGUAAAAAAACUAAGUCGAUUAAUCGUCAAAUUUUUCAUUGUCGAUUUCGAUUUGAAAGUGAGAAAAGCUAUAUCUGCGGUAUGUACUGCGAUUAAUAAAAAAGGAAAAGAAAAAAAAAACAGAAUGUAAAUAAAAAUAGUUAUUUCAGCAUAGUUUGAUAUACGUAAGUCUAUAUAAAUACUUUAUCAUACAGCCACGAAGCACUGAUACUAAUGGAAUUAUAUAUUGUAGGAGUGUGAGAACGAUCAUUAAGUCUUAAGUGAAGUUUUAUAUCAGCGAUGUACUCCAUUCGUGUGCAUCGCCAACUCUCUUGGCUCAUGACGGUCAAGAUUAGAGUAUCAUAUUGAUGAUUAAUGAAAAAUCAUUAAUUGUGGUGCGUUAAAAAAUGCGCAUAAUUGAUAGUUGUAAGAAAACUUACGUCUUUGAAAACAAACAAAAUCAUAACUCCAUGUUUCUUGCUCGUUGUGUUGUAAUCGAUCUCUUAUUUGCUGCCAGAUAUUCUGCAGAGCUUAUCGAGCACUGUUUAAUAUCGUAAGCAACGCUGUUUAAUUUUACUUAUGAGUUACAAUUAAUGGAAUAAUUAAUAUUAUUAUAAUACUUAUAAUUAUUAGCCUAUUAAAUAUUAUUUCUCAUUGCUAUUGUAAAGAUAAGGUAGCGAAAUCAUUAUUUAGUUACAUAAGGGUGCCGUUAUCAUCGUCAGACUGUUUGGCUUAGAAUUAAUUGCAUACUCUAAUAAAAAUAGUUCAUUAAUGGUGAAUUUUCAUGAUCAUAAUA